AUGGACACGUUAUCGCCGCAGACUCCGUCCUUCAGGAAGAGGUCGAUAUUCCGUCGCUUUUCAAGAAGAGACCGAGACGAAACCCCGCCUGCGUCGCCCUUUCUCAUCGACGAAUACCCAAGGUCGCCGAGGAGAUUACGACGUGCCUCCACUGCACCACCACCAAACCUUACACCACCGCCGUCUCCGCCAAACUCCAAUACUGGCAAAGCCGUAGCAAUAGAUACAUCCAAGCCGCGGCAACCCAAGCUGCUUAAGCAUGUCCGGCGCGUCGACCUGCCGCAGCGCCAGAAUGCACGAAGCCGAUUCACCCCACCCCCAUCACCUGAGCCACGCCGACGCGUCCUUGCGGAUGCGCUACCAACCAUACCUUUCCCGGGGAAGCCUCUGAUAACUCCGUGGAAUAUAUUCCUACCACCUUCGCAGAUUUACUCUUUGUAUCUUGGUUAUGCGCCCAAGGACAUGGACGACAAGUGGUUCAUAUACAGCGAAGGUCCAGACCAGGCUGGCAAGCUCAAAGUUCAUUUCCACAUGAGCGGCACAGGCAUGAAGGUGGCCGAGCUUUUUGUGGUUAUGGAUACCAAAGGUGAGGGUGCGGGCAAAAUUGUGGGCAUCAAGUGGAAUGGCGGAGCAGAGAUGAACUGGAUGAGUGAAGAGGAGGCCAAGUACAUGAUUCGGACGGCGUGUCGGUGGCAGCUGUCUUACUUUAUCCAAGUUGGCGUCAUCCAUCUCGCUUCUGCUGUCACCCACUUUUCUCCACCCAACCCAUGGCACCCGAGUGAGCCACGACAGGAUUCAAUCACAUCGGUCCGAGAUGCGUACCAACUUUGGGCCUUCCUCGGAGAGCUCUUCGCCGCAACCCCAACGCCUACCUGUCAAUCCAAGGAGACGUGCAAUGCGUGCAAUGUGCGCCGGGUCAAGUGCACGGGAGAGCAGCCCUGCCAAAGGUGCCACAAAGCCUCACGGCAAUGCGAAUAUCCCCAACAAGAGAAACAGAAGCACUCGUUGAAAGAUGAGCUUGAACGCUUACAACAGCGAUGUGCAGCACUCGAGGCGGGAUUCCAAGCCGCAGCACCGGAUGAGGCAACCGACUUCAUUGCCCAACUAGAUCAGAGGCGGGCUGUGUCGCACUCGAAUGCUCCUACCUUUAAUUCCAUGUCGGAAGAAUUGGAUGAAGCUGACAGCAACCAUGGCCGCUUGCUUGUUGAUUCUUAUGGCGUGGGAAGGUUCUUUGGUGAGACAUCGGGUGCUACCUUUCUCGACCAUCUGAAGCAGUUCAUGCUGACACUGGUUCCUCUGACCUUUCAUCCUGAUUCUGCAGACGGCUCUUCCUUUGUUGCUUCUGUUGGCAGUUACCAGACGUACGACUCCAGGCCGUUUCCAAAUCCAAACGUUGAUCCUCUAUGGCUACCCGCGCAGCCAGACAUGGCUUCAAUGCUUGGCGAACUGCGUGCAUACAUCCAGGAUGGUAAUGGCGAAUUCGUAUCGGGUGGCAUCUACUGUAGGCUAUGCCUGGGCCCCCAACGAUAUGAAAUUACUAACUGGGAGGACCGGUCAAGAUGGCUCUCAGUGCUGAUGGGGCGCCCACCUACGAUACCCGACGAGGCUAUGAGGCUUCCUCUACCUUGUGAUGAUGGCGCCAUGCCCCCGUGUGCAGGUCUCCGGGCACAUAUUGAGCUGUCCCGAAUUUCCGGGUACAUUGUGUGCGAGACAUUCAAAAUUGCACCUCGAAACUACACGCCCGGCUAUUCGGCUCUGAAGGUUGACAAGGCGGUGAAAAUGCUUGUGGAUUGGAAGUCGCAUUUGCCGCAGGUCUUGGCAGCCGAUGAAAGCGCUGACCCCGCGGUGCUUUCUCUGCAUCUGGCCGCGAACCAGCUCAUGGUGCUGACAACUCGGCCGAUUCUACUGGCGGCGGUCAAGCAAGCAGUUGCCGAACGGUACAUGAACGGUCAAUGGUCGUUGCAACAGCAUGCGCAUAUCACACAUAUCCAGGCUUGCUUGGAGGCGGCACAUGGCAAUCUGGUACUCGCCGAGCGACUACGAUGCAAGAGGAAGCUGCUCCAGGCCGGCCUUCACUUUGUGUUCAAUGCUGCCGUGAUAUUAUUUCUUGAGCAGAUCUUGAGCGCUUCUCGCAGCCACCCAACGCCACCUUCACCCGAUAUAGCGACGCACGGGACCAAGCUCGAAUUUGCCAUUCGCACGUUUGCGGACGAAUCAAAGACGGGAACGAACUAUCCAAGAGAUUGCUUCAAGAUUCUACAGGACCUCAAGGCUCUAGUGCAUCGCUAUCUAUCUCACAGUCAAGUCAACUUGCUUCAUGGAAGUAACGCUAGCUUGGGUGCCAAUGCAGGUGCUCCGGGGCCGCAGCCCGCGGCCCAACCAGGCGCAGAAGGGCAAAGCAAAGCGAACAGCACUGAGGCCAGUCCCUUAUACCAAGAGAUGCGUAUCUGGAUACAGAGCGACGGCUUGCAGCUACAGAACAGCUUACUCAUUUAA
This is a messenger RNA of Pyrenophora tritici-repentis Pt-1C-BFP, 2496 nucleotides long. NCBI's taxonomy places the organism in Eukaryota, Fungi, Ascomycota, Dothideomycetes, Pleosporales, Pleosporaceae. The record is from RefSeq and is a predicted model, not a curated record.